UUCCACAAAUAAGUUAGCAGAAUCAAUUGUCUGAGCACUGGAGGCCGAAUCACCCACAUUUGCUCAAACAAAAUUCCCUCUUUGCCCUCGCAACUGCUUCGGAUUCCCUUAAAAGGACACAAGGCGGAAAUGGAAGACAAGUGGAGACUGGAGAGACUGCACUCCUGCUACCUUCUUCGCCCGCGAACUGUUCGAUAAAACUCCCAGCUUAUUCUAUCAUUUUUUAGGCUAAUUCAUCGCGUGGCAAGUAGAAUAAUCAGUCAGUUCCAUGGCGGAAACCCUCAAUGUGGAUUUCGCCGAAGAAGGUAAAUCCGGCAUGCACUUUGAUGAUUGGAAGAGUGAGUUGGUGCCGGAGGCGAACUCCAAUGGUUACGUCGCCCUUGAUGUCGCCAAUCUCUCGCUUCUCGCGACCGGCGCCGCCGGUGAACUUGAUAUCACCGCCGGUGCGCGAAAUUCGGUUAAGAAAACGCUCUCUCGAAAGGGAUCGCAGCGUGGAGGAGAGCUAAAGUCGCCAAACUCCGCCGUCGCAGUCACCGACGGCGCGGAGAAAUUGGCUGCUUUGGUACACGUGAUAGACGAUGGGGAAGACGGAACUCUUCGUCAUGCAAUGACCACAACAGCGAGAGCGGCCGCAGUUGACGGCCGUCUCCGGCGCGUCGCCUCUAGGCGUCCGGCUCCGUGGCUCGAUCCCCGGCGAGUUCUUGUCUUCUUCGCAACUUUGUCCAGCGUGGGAACACUAAUCCUGCUAUAUUUUACACUCUUCAUGGGAAAUAUUCCAGGCGGGGAUGGCCAUGCCAGGUGACCUCAGCCCCACAACCACGUUAAAAGUACUCUUUCUCUACUUCUCCAGAACUCAAAAUAAAUGUUUGAAAUUAUUGAAUGGAGGAGAUAGUGAUAUUAGACGAUUUCAUUAGCUAAAGCAUGCGCUUGAGCUUUUCUCCAAAGCCACCAACAACAAAUAUGGACUCUUUUUUUAAUGUAGAAGUUGGAAAGAGUAGAGCCAAAGCCUGAAUGAAGAUGGUUGAGUGAGUGGUGGUCACUAGACUGGGAGGCAAUGGAGUAUGCAUUAGUAGGAUAGAAGAAAUGUUUUAGCUUUAGCUAGCUUUCUUUUCACGGAGAAAUUAUUCUGUGCGGAUUCUGGACCGUUCAGAGGCAAAUCACAGCGCACCACGUCACCCGGUACACAACGGUACCGAGCACCGCGCUGUGAUUCUCCUUUGGACGGUGUCUGGAAUCCGCACAAAAUAAUUAAUCCUUUUUUCAUGGGUAUGCAUUGAUGCUAUACCCACCCUCCGAGGCUUUGUGAUUAACUUGUGAGCUCAUGAACAAUUACUCUUUGAUUUUUGGGCUGGUUAGUGGCAAUGCAAUUGUGUUCAUUCCAUAUAAAAUUUGAAUUUAUUUGCAACA
Dendrobium catenatum is the source of this 1407-nucleotide messenger RNA. RefSeq lists its product as uncharacterized. The transcript has 5 exons. The record is from RefSeq and is a predicted model, not a curated record. The coding region runs from base 269 to 802 and encodes 177 amino acids. Lineage: Eukaryota; Viridiplantae; Streptophyta; Magnoliopsida; Asparagales; Orchidaceae.